AUGGAGUUCCUAAAAAAUAUGUUUCAAGAACUGCUGAAGAAGAAGGACCAACUUAUGCAAUGUUCCAAAUUAUCCGUAUUGUUAAGCGACCCCUUCACCUUCUUUUUUAUGUAUGUCAAUAAGAAGCAUGCUCUGAUUAUGUGCAUAUUUAUGUUCGUCCUCACGAGCAUAAUGACAUACCUCUACUGCUUUUGCAAGGGCUAUGAAACGAGAAGGAGUCCCAGGAUACACAAAAUGUCCAAAAAGGUUAGGUAA
Messenger RNA from Plasmodium cynomolgi strain B, 255 nucleotides. RefSeq lists its product as hypothetical. The record is from RefSeq and is a predicted model, not a curated record. The transcript has 3 exons. NCBI's taxonomy places the organism in Eukaryota, Apicomplexa, Aconoidasida, Haemosporida, Plasmodiidae. Bases 1 to 255 code for a protein of 84 amino acids.